This is a messenger RNA of Lepus europaeus (European hare), 1946 nucleotides long. It is a transcript of the gene EIF2D, whose product is annotated as eukaryotic translation initiation factor 2D. The transcript is spliced from 15 exons. Lineage: Eukaryota; Metazoa; Chordata; Mammalia; Lagomorpha; Leporidae. Bases 126 to 1826 code for a protein of 566 amino acids. Gene Ontology annotation, biological process: formation of translation preinitiation complex; translational initiation. The record is from RefSeq and is a predicted model, not a curated record. Gene Ontology annotation, molecular function: RNA binding; translation initiation factor activity.
UUUCGCAGCCGGGCCCAGCAUGGCUGCCUCCAGGGCUGCGGGCCCGGGCGCCGCCGCGCGCUCGCGUUCCUGACAGCCUCUGGCUUCUGUGCGCUCCUUGCUUUCCCCCGGCCACCCCAGCAGACAUGUUUGCCAAGGCCUUUCGGGUCAAGUCCAACACGGCCAUCAAGGGGUCGGACAGGAGGAAGCUCCGGGCUGACGUGGCGGCUGCUUUUCCCACCCUGGGCACAGAUCAGGUCUCUGAGUUAGUCCCUGGCAAGGAGGAGCUCAACACUGUGAAGCUGUAUGCCCACAGAGGGGAUGCCGUGACUGUGUACGUGAGUGGUGGUAACCCCAUCCUAUUUGAACUGGAGAAAAAUCUGUACCCGACAGUGUACAUGCUGUGGUCCCAUCCCGAUCUCCUACCGACCUUCACAACAUGGCCUCUGGUCCUGGAAAAACUGGUGGGGGGAGCAGAUUUGAUGCUGCCGGGACUUGUGGUGCCCCCUGCUGGUCUGCCUCAGGUACAGAAGGGCGACCUCUGCGCCAUUGCCUUGGUGGGGAACAGAGCCCCAGUAGCCAUUGGAGUUGCUGCCAUGUCCACAGAAGAAAUGCUGACGUCAGGCCUGAAGGGAAGGGGCUUCUCUGUGCUCCACACGUACCAGGACCACCUGUGGCGAUCUGGAGACAAGUCCUCUCCACCUUCCAUUGCUCCCCUGGUGGUGGAUCCUGCAGAUCUCAGUGAUGACAAGGAAUCUGUCCAGGUGGACCCCGUGCUGCAGGGAGAGGAGGAGGGGAAUGGGGAGACGGCUCUUUCAGAAGCCACCAGCGCUGGGGGCCAGGACCAAGACCCCACAGACAGCAGAACCCUUCAAGAGCGAAUGGAUGAGCUGUUGCAGCAGUGUUUCUUGCACGCCUUGAAGUGCCGCAUCCGGAAGGCCGACCUCCCGUUGCUCACCAGCACGCUCCUCGGCAGCCACAUGUUCUCCUGCUGCCCUGAGGGACACCAGCUGGACAUAAAGAAGUCAAGCUACAAGAAGCUCUCCAAGUUCCUGCAGCACAUGCAGCAGGAGCAGAUCGUGCAGGUGAAGGAGCUCAGCAAAGGGGUGGAGAGCAUUGUGGCUGUGGAUUGGAGACACCCGAGGAUCACAUCUUUCGUCAUACCCGAGCCCUCCCCGACCUCCCAGAGUGUGCAGGAGGGUAGCAGGGAGCAGCCCUAUCGCCCUCCAGACAUAAAACCCCUCUACUGUGUCCCAGCCAACAUGACCCUGCUCUUCCAGGAGUCUGGCCACAAGAAGGGGAGUGUUCUCGAGGGCAGUGAGGUCCGAGCCAUCAUCAUUAACUAUGCCAAGAAAAAUGACCUGGUUGAUGCAGACAACAAAAAUCUUGUGAAAUUGGACCCCGUCUUGUGUGACUGCCUUCUAGAGAAACAUGAACAGCACACCGUCAUGAAGCUUCCGUGGGACAGUCUUGUGACCAGGUGCUUGGAAAAACUGCAGCCUGCCUAUCAGGUGACCUUUCCCGGACAAGAGCCCGUCAUGAAGAAAGGGAAAAUCUGUCCAAUUGACAUCACCCUAGCACAGAGAGCUUCUAAUAAAAAGGUGACUGUGGUCCGGAACUUGGAGGCCUAUGGUCUGGACCCGGGCUCCGUAGCUGCCACCCUCCAGCAGCGCUGCCAGGCAAGCACCACCAUCACUCCCGCCCCUGGGGCCAAGGACAGCCUACAGGUGCAGAUCCAGGGGAACCAGGUCCACCACCUGGGCCGGCUGCUGCUUGAAGAGUAUCACCUCCCUCGAAAAUACAUCCAGGGCCUGGAAAAGGCCCCCAAAGCCGGCAAGAAGAAGUGAAUGACUCUUGUUCCAUGCAUGGAUCCAGUGAAGUCCAACUCGGGGAUGGUCAUUUAUAUGAGUGUUUUCAACUUUUGCAAAUCAAAAAUAUAAUAUUCUUUACCAAAAUAAAUUUUUAUU